Molecule: messenger RNA, 621 nt
Organism: Penicillium macrosclerotiorum
Lineage: Eukaryota; Fungi; Ascomycota; Eurotiomycetes; Eurotiales; Aspergillaceae
Exons: 2
Coding region: 1-621 (206 amino acids)
Source: RefSeq, a predicted model, not a curated record
AUGCGCAUUCGCUGUCGCAACCCGGAUAUCCCCAUUGCGCCGAGCAUUUUGUCUAACCACCCGGGGACCGAUUCGAUACAAAUCGGAUUCGAAUUCUUCUGGCGAGGGGAACGGAAGGUUUACGGCUUUGUCUUGCAGUGGAUAGUGCCCACCACAUCGCUGGAGCGGCGCACAAAGCAGGAGAAGUCGAUGAAGGCCCUCUUUGUGGCCUUGCGACAAUCCCUGUCGCACAUGGACGAUAGGGACGAGUAUGGAUAUCCAAAUCCCUUUGGCUUGUCGCAUGCCAAGUUUGUCACGCAAAAUGGAGCCACUACGAUAUCGCGACACCCCUCCGAGGACCUGGAAAGCGGAAAAAUCACCAGGCGCGGGGGUGGACGCAGAGUACAGGGUGUGGUGAGUCCGGGAGGGAAGCGUCGAGAGGGGAAGAUGGAGGAUUGGCCGCGCGCCAAAAGCCUCCCCCCAAGUCAAAUCCCAAUCCCAAUCCAAGACCUUCCUGUUUGUGCCCGGAUGCAUGAAGGAAAAAUCGCAAAGCGCAAAUCGCAUGACCGAUGCUCAUCACAGAGUGUUGCUCAUGAUCUGCGCCGGCUGAGUUUACCCCUCCUCGGGACCGACGUAGUCUAG